Cicer arietinum (chickpea) is the source of this 1664-nucleotide messenger RNA. RefSeq names its product S-adenosyl-L-methionine-dependent uroporphyrinogen III methyltransferase, chloroplastic. Gene Ontology annotation, biological process: siroheme biosynthetic process. Gene Ontology annotation, molecular function: uroporphyrin-III C-methyltransferase activity. NCBI's taxonomy places the organism in Eukaryota, Viridiplantae, Streptophyta, Magnoliopsida, Fabales, Fabaceae. The record is from RefSeq and is a predicted model, not a curated record.
GCCCCAAAGGCGAAGAACAACUCCAACACUGUCUCUUGAAACUCUCCAAAAUCCAAUUCAAACACUUCCACUCUCACAUUUAUAUAAAUUCAAUUAAAGCCUCUCUCACUUUUAUUAAUAACCAAACAACCCCUUAUGGCUCUUCUUCACAAGGUUCCAUCUUUCUCCUCUCCACGUUCACCUCUCAACACAGAUUACCAUUUUCUCAACAAUCAACGCCACCCCAUUUCUUCAUUCAACUGCGCCAUUUCACCCUUCACAGAAAAACACUCCAAAGAAAGAUACCAAAGAGACCAAUGGGUUUAUCAAAAAACGACGUCGUGUAAUCACACCCCUUUUACUGAUUCAAUAAGAGAGGAUGACAUAGCUUCACAACUUCCAGAGCUGAAAAAGCUUCUUCAGGUAUUGAAGGAGAAGAGAGAAAGUGAAGGGAAGUGUAGUGAAGGGAAGUGUGCUCCUGGGGAUGUGUUUUUGGUUGGAACAGGACCUGGUGAUCCUGAAUUGUUGACUCUUAAAGCUGUUAGAGUUAUUAAAAGUGCUGAUUUGUUGUUGUAUGAUAGGUUGGUUUCUAAUGAUGUUUUGGAUUUGGUUGGUCCUUUUGCUAAACUUCUUUAUGUUGGAAAAACUGCUGGAUACCAUAGUAGAACUCAGGAGGAAAUACAUGAGUUGCUUUUGAGUUUUGCAGAAGCUGGUGCUACUGUUGUGAGACUUAAAGGGGGUGAUCCAUUGGUGUUUGGAAGGGGUGGGGAGGAAAUGGAUUUUUUGCAACAGCAAGGUAUCCAUGUGAAAGUUAUUCCAGGUAUAACUGCAGCAUCUGGAAUAGCAGCAGAGUUGGGGAUUCCAUUAACUCACCGUGGUAUAGCAAAUAGUGUGAGAUUCCUCACGGGGCAUUCAAGGAAAGGAGGAACCGAUCCUCUAUUUGUAUCAGAAAAUGCAGCCGAUCCUGAUUCUACCUUGGUGGUUUAUAUGGGCUUGUCAACGUUCCCUUCCCUUUCACAGAAAUUAAUGCAUCAUGGUUUGUCGCCUCAGACCCCGGCUGUUGCCAUUGAGCGAGGGACCACACUGCAGCAACGCACAGUGUUUGCAGAACUGAAGGACCUUCCUGAGAAAAUUGCAUCCACAGGGUUGGAGUCGCCUACACUGUUAAUAAUAGGAAAAGUUGUUGAGUUAUCACCAUUUUGGCCAAUUCCUACAAAACAAGAAUCAUGUUUGAUGCAGGCUUGAUGGAUUUUAAGAUCCAUGUAAUUUGAGUGUAUUAUCAGAUGUUUAGGGAAAUGACUAACUUCUGCACAUGGAUUGCGGUUUCUGUUGGGUUUGCGCAGAAGUAUUCAGAACAAAUUUUGAUUCAACAUGAUCUGGAUUUGGAAUAAAACAAAGUAAUGCACAUAUUUUUUAUCAUUUUUAACUGGGGAACAAAGUACAAGGAUUGGUUUACUUUUCAGAGUGAUUAGGUCAAAUUUUAGCCAUAAGCUAUUUAGGAUCAUUCUUUAAUAGAGCAAAAAGCAGAUUAGUCUCAAGAGGUGAUUUUAUUACUUCAGUUAAUCAAUGUUAUCUAGAAUUUGGUGAUGCUUCUUUCAGCAUUCAUUUGUUAUGUACCUUGCUUGUGGACCAUAUUGUCGCAGUGUUUUUCUCAUGAUUUCAAAUUGUGAUUACAGUUACAAAUG